CAGUUCAAGGCCAGCAUGUCUCUGCAGAGGAUGGUGCGCGUGUCCCUGGAGCAUCCCACCAGUGCCGUGUGUGUGGCUGGCGUGGAGACACUCGUGGACAUUUAUGGGUCAGUCCCCGAGGGCACAGAGCUGUUCGAGGUCUACGGAACCCCUGGCGUGGACAUCUACAUCUCUCCCAGCAUGGAGAGGGACCGGGAGCGCGCAGAAACCAGGCGAUGGCGCUUUGAUGCAGGGUUGCAAAUCAUCGUGGUCAUGAACUCUCCCAGCAACGACCUCAAUGACAGUCAUGUUCAGAUUUCCUACCAUUCCAGCCAAGAGUCCUUGCCCCUGGCCUGUGCGAUGCUGUACCUCACCUGUGUGGAUAUCACCCUGGAUUGUGACCUGAACUGUGAAGGCAGGCAGGAUGGGGGCUCUGUGGACAAGCAGCAGUGGGUCUGGGGACCUGAUGGGUACGGAGCCAUCCUGCUGGUGAACUGCGACAGGGACGAUCUGAACUGCGAUGACCAGGACAACUGUGACCGGCAUGUGCGCUGCCUGCAAGACCUGGAAGACAUGUCCAUCAUGGUCCUGCGGACCCAAGGCCCCGCUGCACUUUUCGACAACCACAAACUUGUCCUCCACAUCUCCAGCCAUGAUGCCAAGUGGGCACGGGUCUUCCACGCCUGUGGUCCCGAGGACUCGUGCAAGGCUUACAGGCACGUGCUGGGCCAGAACAAGGUGUCGUACGAGGUGCCCCGCUUCCACGGGGACGAGGAGCGCUUCUUCGUGGAGGGUCUCUCCUUCCCUGACGCCGGCUUCUCGGGGCUCGUCUCCUUCCACGUCACCCUGCUGGACGACUCCAAUGAGGAUUUCUCCGAAUCCCCCAUCUUCACCGACACCGUGGUGUUCCGCGUGGCGCCCUGGAUUAUGACGCCUAGCACCCUGCCGCCCCUGGAGGUGUACGUGUGCCGUGUGAAGAAUAACACGUGUUUUGUGGACGCGGUGGCGGAGCUGACCAGGAGGGCCGGCUGCAAGCUGACCAUCUGCCCGGAGGCUGAGAACCGCAAUGACCGCUGGAUCCAGGACGAGAUGGAGCUGGGCUACAUUCAGGCGCCACAUAAGACCUUCCCGGUGGUCUUUGACUCCCCCAGGAAUGGAGAACUGCAAGACUUCCCUUACAAAAGAAUCCUGGGUCCAGAUUUUGGCUACGUGACUCGGGAACCACGAGACAACUCUGUGAGUGGCCUGGACUCCUUUGGGAACCUGGAGGUCAGCCCCCCAGUGGUGGCCAACGGGAAGGCGUACCCCCUGGGGAGGAUUCUCUUUGGGGGCAACCUGCCUGGGUCAAGGGGCCGCAGAGUCACACAGGUGGUUCGGGACUUCCUCCACGCGCAGAAGGUACAGCCCCCUGUGGAGCUCUUUGUGGACUGGUUGGCCGUAGGCCACGUGGAUGAGUUUCUGAGCUUUGUCCCUGCCCCAGAUAGCAAGGGCUUCCGGAUGCUCCUGGCCAGCCCUAGCGCCUGCUUCAAGCUCUUCCAGGAAAAGCAGAAGUGGGGCCACGGCAGGGCCCUCCUGUUCCAAGGGGUUGUUGGCAAUCAGCAGAUCAGCACUAUCUCCAUCAACCAGGUCCUCUCCAGUGAAAACCUCAUCAGCUACAAUAAGUUUGUGCAGAGCUGCAUCGAUUGGAACCGGGAGGUGCUGAAGCGGGAGCUGGGCCUGACCGAGCGGGACAUUGUGGACAUCCCCCAGCUCUUCAAGAUGGAGAAGAGAAAGGCGGUGGCCUUCUUCCCUGACUUGGUGAACAUGCUGGUGCUGGGGAAGCACCUGGGCAUCCCCAAGCCCUUUGGGCCAAUCAUCAACGGCCACUGCUGCCUGGAGGAGAAGGUGCGGUCCCUGCUGGAGCCGCUGGGCCUCUGGUGCACCUUCAUCGACGACUUCACCCCAUACCACAAGCUGCACGGGGAGGUGCACUGCGGCACCAACGUGCGCCGGCAGCCCUUCUCCUUCAAGUGGUGGAACAUGGUGCCCUGAGCCCAUCUCCCCACCAUCCU
Molecule: messenger RNA, 2030 nt
Organism: Hippopotamus amphibius kiboko
Lineage: Eukaryota; Metazoa; Chordata; Mammalia; Artiodactyla; Hippopotamidae
Gene: PADI3
Product: peptidyl arginine deiminase 3
Exons: 16
Coding region: 16-2010 (664 amino acids)
Cellular component (GO): cytoplasm
Molecular function (GO): protein-arginine deiminase activity; calcium ion binding
Source: RefSeq, a predicted model, not a curated record